Molecule: messenger RNA, 1323 nt
Organism: Zymoseptoria tritici IPO323
Lineage: Eukaryota; Fungi; Ascomycota; Dothideomycetes; Mycosphaerellales; Mycosphaerellaceae
Exons: 3
Coding region: 85-1323 (412 amino acids)
Biological process (GO): protein N-linked glycosylation
Cellular component (GO): Golgi membrane
Molecular function (GO): glycosyltransferase activity
Source: RefSeq, a predicted model, not a curated record
AACCACCACCACCGCACAUCAUCAUCCCGGAGCAGUAUUCAUCACACGGACGCAUCAUCUCUCCUGGAGCGCGGACCGGAUGCGAUGACCUUGCGUGAACAUGCGUCGGAUUCGAUGCUGUCCAAACUCAACUUCAGCUGGUCCAAUCCUCGGUCGCAAAGAUUGGGCAUCUUUGCUGCGUGUGCGGUCGCGGUGCUGGUCUUCUUGACCUUGUUGAGUCAUGCAUCAGAGGGCGGUUGGGGCAUGGAGAGCGAUGUGUUGAGCAUUCCCAAGUCAAACAUCACAGUCUCGGCAGCGGAGGAAGAAGAACAGCUGAUCAACGCAUACCUCAAACACAUUGCGCGACCGUCACCGAAUUUCCAGGUCAACACUUCACAUUUCGCUCCUCAUGGCUGGAUCGGUUUUGACUUGCCCCAAGGGAAGACUCGCCACUGGACCAAACCACUCGGUAAAGAUCUCUGCAUCUUCGACUUUGACAACCGCGAUUUCAACAAGACUGGUCAGAUCUGGGCGGAUGAGCUCAUGACCUGGAACAAACCGAAUAAAGUCCAUGGACUCUCAUUAGGUAUCCUCAAUCACUGGCUAUAUGCAAAGAUUCACGGCUACAAGUACUACUACAUCGACAUCGAACCCUUCGCCGACGGUCGCCGCGCCUCCUGGAAGAAACCCAUUCUCAUCCCAGCUCUCCUCGACCACCACUCCACCUGCAUCUUCAUGGACUCGGACGCCAUCUUCCCGCACCUCGACCUCCCCUUCGAAUGGAUCAUGAACCACUUCGCCCUUGACCCCACCGUCGACGUCCUCGCCAUGGCCAUCGACCCAGACAAACCCUACAACAAAGACCGAACCGGAAAACUCUACCUCAACACGGGCUUCAUCAUCGCGCAAGACCAGCCGAAAACUCGGGAGAUCAUGGACGAGUGGAGAGUCUGCCCCGAAGAAGGAGGCCGGCACCCGGAAUGCACGGCUUUUAAAAAACAAAUGUUUAACGUCACGGAUCAAGGUGGUUUCGGCACGUUUAUCCGGUACGAUUUCGAGGGCAGUGUGAGGCAUUUGCCUUGCAAGGAGGCGAAUGGGUUUCCGCAGAGCGAGACGGAGUGUCAGGGGGAGUUGAUCAGUCAUUUGUGGACGGGGAAGGAUUCGUGGAUCAAGGAUAAGGUGGGUGGGCAGGUGACGGGGGAUUUGUUGGAGGCGUUGCAUGGGUUGUUUCGGAGGGAUGCAGAGGCAUUUCGGCUGCGUGAGAGUGUGGUGCUGGGGGACGUCUUGGAAGAGGAAGAAGAGGGAGGAGAGGGUGAUGAGCGAAGGAGGUGGUGGGAGGAUUGA